Messenger RNA from Balaenoptera acutorostrata (minke whale), 8172 nucleotides. RefSeq names its product INO80 complex subunit D (gene INO80D). The record is from RefSeq and is a predicted model, not a curated record. Gene Ontology annotation, cellular component: nucleus. NCBI's taxonomy places the organism in Eukaryota, Metazoa, Chordata, Mammalia, Artiodactyla, Balaenopteridae. Bases 647 to 3727 code for a protein of 1026 amino acids. The transcript is spliced from 11 exons.
CCCCCAGUUUCUUCCCCGCUUUUUCCCCCAGGCGCCGGUGUAGACGGCCGGUGUGGACUUUUUUCCAGAGAUGAGAAGUCGAAAUUUGUACUUUAUCGGGAGCGGGUGCACUUUUCCCCCCGGCCCCCCUUUCCUCUGCCUCCAAGAUGGUAGGAAAGUUGUCGUUUCGGAGGGCAGAGGAGCGGCUCUCUGGUGUUAUGUCCUCGCAGUGCCUGUAGUGGUGCUGUAGGAGGCUGCUGCCUCUUCUUGUGCAGCUCCGGCAGCCCUGCCUUCUUGGCUGGAGAGUAUAUUCAGGGAUUUCCCCUUAAUAAUCACCGACCCUGGGAGCACUUUUUAGUUUCCAAAAUAAAAAUAUGAUCCUCACCCCUCUUGCUUGACAGGGAAAGGCUCUCGCCGGAGCCCAGGGGGGAGCAGUAGCAGCGGCGGCCGAGCUUCCUAGUCCAUUGCCAGCGCCUCUCACUCUGAUCUGUCAGACCAGCCGAGGGAAAAGGGGGGAAGGAGAAAAAAAAAAAAGCAGCUGAAAGACAAUCUGCUUCAUCUUGAUUCUGCAGCAUUCCAAACUGUGGUAUCCUUGGGGUUCUCUUAACAUUGCUAUGGUGCAGAAGAUUUAAAAUCAGCUGAUGUUCACAAGGAAUAGAGUCACGUGAUGUAUGAAGGGAAACAUAUACACUUCUCUGAGGUUGACAAUAAGCCCUUGUGCUCAUAUAGCCCCAAACUGUGCAAGCAGCGGCGACUCAACGGCUACGCUUUCUGUAUCAGACACGUUCUGGAGGACAAGACUGCCCCCUUCAAGCAAUGUGAAUAUGUGGCCAAGUAUAAUAGCCAGCGCUGCACCAACCCCAUCCCUAAAUCAGAGGACCGCAGGUACUGCAACAGCCACUUGCAGGUACUUGGCUUUAUCCCGAAAAAAGAGAGGAAGAAAAAGAAUGAUCCUAUAGAUGAGGUAAAGGUCAGGCACCAGAUGGAUACCAUGGCCUUUAGCCUGACGGUGCCCACGUUGGCCUUGAAGAUGCCCAAUGGACUGGAUGGAAUGUCCCUCUCUCCACCAGGGGCAAGGGUCCCUCUCCACUACCUGGAAACUGAGUUGGAAGACCCAUUUGCUUUCAACGAGGAAGAUGAUGACCUAAAGAAAGGGGCAACUGUGAGAAAGAAGUUGCAGAGCAAGUUGGCCCAGAAUCGGCAGCGCCAGAGAGAGACAGAGAUUUUAAAAGUUCGACAAGAGCACUUUAGUCCCCCUCCUGCACCUUCUCAGCAGCAGCCUCCGCAGCAGCACUCCCACCUGUCACCUUUAUCCACUUUAAAACCUCCAGCGCCACCGCAGGGUCUAGUCUGCAAGUCACCUCAACCUCAGAACACCAGCCUACCAAUGCAGGGAGUGGCCCCCACUCCACACACUAUAGCACAAGACAGGCAGUUGUCUCACAAGAGGCCCCUGCCCCUCCUGCCAUCUAGUAGGGCUCCCGUCGUGGACCCGCCCAGGACUGACCGGGUCCUUAUGAAAGCCACAGCCUUCUCUCCACACUUCUCUUGUAUAAGUCGACUGCAGAGACUGGUGAAACUGUGCACCCAAAAACAUCAGCUGGACACUGAUCUGUUUCCCCAUUUAGGGUUGGACUGGUCUGAAGAGAGUGGAGAAGAAGUGGAGGACUCAGAGCAGGCCUCGCCAUACCAGGUUGCCUGGUCCAUCCGAGAGACCCUCAGAUAUGAAAGACACACGUCGGAUGAUGAUGAUACAGAGAGUAGGAGCUCCAGGGUGACCCAACUUUGCACUUACUUUCAGCAGAAAUAUAAGCACCUCUGCCGCCUGGAGCGGGCAGAAUCUCGUCAAAAGAAAUGCCGGCACACGUUUAGGAAAGCUUUGCUGCAGGCGGCCAGUAGAGAGCCAGAAUGUACUGGCCAGUUGAUCCAGGAACUACAGAGAGCUGCAUGCAGUCGGACCAGCAUAAGCCGGACCAAGUUGAAGGAGGUGGAGUCAGCAGCAUGCAGUGGGACUGUGAAGGGUGAACAGUGCACCAACAAAGCCCUUCCAUUCACCAGACAUUGUUUCCAACAUAUCCUCUUGAACCGCUCUCAGCAACUCUUCUCAAGUUGCACGGCCAAGUUUGCAGACGGACAGCAGUGCUCUGUGCCCGUGUUUGACAUUACACACCAGACACCUCUGUGUGAAGAACAUGCCAAAAAGAUGGAUAAUUUCUUGAGAGGAGAUAGCUCCCGUAAAGUUCAGCACCAGCAGCAGAGGAAACCCAGGAAAAAAACCAAGCCUCCUGCACUUACCAAAAAACACAAGAAGAAGAGAAGGCGUGGACCUCGUCGACCCCAAAAACCCAUUCCCCCUGCAGUGCCUCAGGGGAACCUCAGCAUGCCCACCAGCGUCUCACUGCCAGUGGAGGCCUCUCACAUCCGGAGCCCGUCCACGCCAGAGCUGAGUGCUGAUGAGCUGCCGGAUGACAUUGCCAAUGAGAUCACUGACAUUCCACAUGACUUGGAAUUGAACCAGGAGGACUUUUCAGACGUCCUGCCGCGGCUACCUGAUGACUUACAAGAUUUUGAUUUUUUUGAAGGCAAGAACGGGGAUCUCCUCCCCACCACCGAAGAGGCCGAGGAGCUCGAACGGGCCUUGCAGGCCGUGACUUCUCUCGAGUGCCUGAGUACCAUCGGGGUGCUCACCCAGUCAGACGGUGUACCCGUCCAGGAGUUGUCAGACAGAGGAAUAGGGGUGUUCUCCACAGGGACUGGAGCUUCAGGAAUUCAGUCCCUGAGCCGAGAGGUAAACACGGACCUGGGGGAGCUGCUGAAUGGGCGUAUAGUACACGACAAUUUUCCUAGUCUAGAGCUGGAUGAGAACCUGCUCCGUUCUGCUACCUUGUCUAACCCACCUACACCCCUGGCAGGGCAGAUCCAGGGGCAGUUCUCUGCCCCAGCCAACGUUGGCCUUACUUCUGCCACUCUGAUCAGCCAGAGUGCACUUGGGGAGAGAGCCUUCCCAGGACAGUUUCAUGGACUUCAUGAUGGCAGCCAUGCCUCCCAGAGGCCACAUCCUGCCCAGCUGCUGAGCAAGGCAGACGACCUAAUCACCUCACGACAGCAAUACAGCAGUGAUCAUUCACACUCCUCGCCCCAUGGAAGCCAUUAUGACAGCGAGCACGUGCCGUCCCCCUACAGUGACCAUAUCACCUCUCCCCACACGACAUCUUACUCUGGUGAUAACAUGGCAGCUACCUUUUCAGCAGAGAUGCCCAUCAUGGCGCAGCACUUGCUCCCAACCCAACUUGAGGUGCCACUUGGAGGAGCCGUAAACCCCAGGACUCACUGGGGCAAUCUCCCUGUCAGCCUCGGAGACCCCUCUCCAUUUAGCAACCUUCUCGGCGCAGACGGACAUCUUCUCUCCACUUCCCUGUCCACACCGCCCACCACUUCGAACUCAGAGACCACACAGCCUGCCUUCGCCACCGUGACCCCCAGCAGCUGCAGUGUGCUUCCGGGGUUACCGCAGACCAGCUUCAGUGGCAUGGGGCCUUCUGCUGAACUGCUGGCCUCCACCUCUCCCAAGCAGCAACUCCCUCAGUUCAGCGCAGCCUUCGGCCACCAGCUGAGUUCUCACAGUGGCAUCCCCAAGGACCUGCAGCCCAGCCACAGCUCAAUAGCGCCUCCCACAGGCUUCACAGUGACAGGUGCCACAGCUACAAGUACCAAUAAUGCAUCUUCUCCCUUUACCUCCCCUAACUGAGCGUAUCUGUGUGCUUGCAGGCAGGUGGGGAACCUGGUGUUUUCUAUCUUGUUUUCCUCUUUAUCACCCCUCUCCCCUUUUCCUAAAGAAGAUUUUAAAAAUAACAGAUGGGGACUAGAGGAGAACUCCCUUUUCCAGUUAAGCAAGUUACCCCGCAGUGGACCUCACUUCAGUGUUCACAUGUGCUCCUUGCGCACUGGUGCUCAUUCCCUCCUGGCAGGUCCACUCUCCCCCAAUGGUUUCCUUAGUGGCUCAGCACAGUGACUGGAUAGAAUCGACUUUUAGCAGCAAGUCCUAGAAGUGAAAGAUACCUCAGAUUACCAGUGCCCUUUACUAUUUCCUAGUAUUCAGAUCAAUGCUUUCCAUUCUAAUACCAGGUCUUUACAUAGGUGGUUCUAAAUAGAAUGAGCCUAUUCAUCGAGUUCCUGUGUAAGAGAUGGCAAAUGGUGUGUAGAGGCAGAUCAAGGCUCUGACUUAGCACCAACUGCUAAACAUCACAUGAGGCCAGGAUUCCAUUCCUAAUUGUGAUCAUGUUUGAUUAAAAAGAAGAAAAUUAGUCUUUUGACUGCCUGUGUGUAUGUGUGCACCCACGCGUGUGUUUUUGUGCAGGGCAGGAAGCAGCUGUCCCAUUGUUAUUUUUUUUUUCUUUCCUAAUGAGUAGAAGGCUCUUCUCCUUUCCCACAUCUCACAACCCUGAUAAGGUUGGUCAUUCUUUCCCACUGAGUUAACCGACUUUCCUGAAUGGAGAAGGGUGGUGGUCUGGUGGCGUGAAUAGCACAACCCUUUUCUGCUAAGUUAGCCCAGAACACAAAAAGCUGAAUUCAUGUCAGUGUCCUGCAGAUGUCAUGAAAAGCUUGCCUGGAGGGACUGCGGGGUUGCUGCGAUUCUGAGGUCUGGUGGUUGGUUAUAUUGCCUUUUUAGACAUGCAUUUGUUUCUAAAUCCCUCUUCCAUGGAAUAUAUUCGCAAGAUGUAAUUAAAAUAUUUUGAUGUGAAAAGCAGGAUAGGUCAGAUAGGUUUGGAAAGAUGGGAUCUGUGAACUCCUUGAUCCAUCUUUUGCUUUUGAAUUUUUCAUGUUUACAGUAGUGAUUCUUUGGUAAGAUUUGUAAAAUGUUGAAGACACUUGUAGAAUCAAUGUACCAGUUGUGAAGUGAUGUGUAAUAUCUGAAGGAUACACAUUUUAAAGUUUCUUUCAAAGCAGAAUAUGGAAAUUAGACAUAAAUUUUACCCACCCUUUGGUACUUUUAAAAUAAUUUAAGUAUUUAGGUUUAAGUUUGGGGAAAUUUUUUUUUUUUAUGUACCAGAACUUUAGGGUUAAAAAUCAUAUUGGAUAGUUUAGUAAGUUGGUGACUAUGAAAUGAAUAUGUGAGGUUUCUUUUUACCUGCCUUCUCCCCGACCCCCGAUCCCCCCGCCCAAGGGUGGAACUAGAUUUUAAAGGCAUCUGUACUCUGCUUUUGCUGAGAAGUUUCACUGUCCCUUGAGAUACCAUUGGCUAUUUAUACCUGAGUCUAGUCUAAUUUACAUAUAUAUAUUUUAAGAUGAGUAGAGAGAACAUAUCUAUUAAUGAUGUGAUAUAAUAAUUCAUUUGUCAGGGAAUAUUUGAUCUUAAUUCCUUUUCAAUAGGUAAAGAUUUGGAUGUAUUUUCCUACUUCCUAUAUGUAUUCUCUUUAUGCCAUGCUAAUUCUAACCAGUCCCUUCUUUUGAAAGCUUUUCUUUCUCUGCUUUUUAAAGGAAUGAUGGUAAUCAGCAGGCAUUAUGCAGAUAAAACGUGCCUGAGAUUAUGGAGGGGAAAUGUCACAUGACUGUAUGAAAUCAUUAUAUGCCCUAUUUUGUAUUUAUUGAAGUUUCUUUUUGUGGGCCAAAAAUAUGUUUGUAAUAUAUUUAGUUUUUUUUUUUUAAUCAUGAUAAUUGAUUGGAAGAUUUAUUUUUUAAUAGCUUUGCCUUUUUUGCAGAUUGAGAAAUUUCUAAAUUAUAAAAUUAUGUCACAAAGCAAAAUUAUAUUUGGUAGCACCGUAAAUUUCUAUUCUGAAGGGUGAGAAGAGAUAAUUUGAAUAUUUUUCACCUGUGAACUUAUGUUAGUAAGCUUUUUUAUUUUAAUGUACUGUAAUGAAAUGAUUAUGAGUAGUUACCUCUGCUCAAAAGUGUCAUUUAGUUUGCUAAACUCUUCACAUCCCAUUAUAAUCAUCACGAGAUAACUGUCCAUUCCCAGUGAUUCGAUUCCGUCUCCAUUGUGUACUAAUUAAAGGUUGUAGCAGAGCAGCCCAUUGACUUUCUUUUUUAUUGAGGUAAAAGUGGUACAUACACAUUGACUUUCUCAUCAGCCCUUCUUUGACAGUGAAGGGCAAGUCAUGGGACGUCGAUCUGAAUUUUUCUGGCUAUUUGUCCCUCGUGGUAGCUGCUUAAAAUUCUUCAGUUAUCAAAACUGAGUUUGCAGUAAGUUGCACAUUUUAUUGUUUGCAAUUUUCUGUUUUCUGUGCAUUUUUAAGCCCUUUUCUGCUUUCUGGUAAGGAGGCAUGAAAUGAUCAGGAAUGUUGCCAGUUACAGCUUCACACCAAAAACUUUGAGUAAAUUCAUUUUUGUGUAGAUGCCCACGAUGAUAGCUGAAGAAAGGGCACCCGUAGAAAGUACCAGUGUAGGUUUGAGGAGUUAGCAAAAAAACAAAUUUUUCUUCUCGUUUCGUCUACUUCAAAACAAAUAUCCGAGCUUGCGAUUUGUUUGCUCUUGCUGUUUCUUGUGAGUCCCUUUUUGGAAGAGAGAACAUCUGUGAACCCAGAGAUAUCUGUUAUGCUGUUCUUUUAGCUAAUGGAGCAAUUCUAGUCUAUUAGUAGUAGGUUUGCUAUUAAUAUGUAAAGAAAGGAAGGAAGUGUCUUUUACUCCAGAAAUAUGAAAAUCAGUGUCUUUUAAAAUAGCACUUAUUCUAUAAUAAGGCAAUACUGGAAUAAAAAAAACAAAUUUUACAUAAGGUUCUAUCUAAUUAGGUGGAUACUAGCUUUCAUUCUAGUGUUAAACUCAUGAGAAAUAGUGGCAAAGAAGGUUCACUCUGUUUCUGCAGUACUUUGGGACCAUUUAUAAAGGCCAGUUAGAUUGUGUUAAUGUGAUUUAAUUUACAAAGUUGCUGCAGUUAAUGGAUUCAUUCUGUGCUCUGAGAAUCUGAAUUCCAUUCUAAUGUAUAAUAUUCACUGGCUGUGAUCUGUAGCAUCCGAAGGAAAGAUGUGUUUUUCUCCUUUACACCCUCUGCAUAAUUGUUAGUAUUAUUUUAAUUAAAGUACUUAAGACAUUGUUUUUCUUCUGUACAAAUGGCUUAGCAAUUUGCACAUCUGGGUAGGUUAUGUAGUUAGUAAACAAUUCGCAAUAGUAAAUAGCAAUUACAUUUAACCCACCAAGUGACAGACUAUGCAAUGGAAAAAUUUUCUAAUUAUCGUCGCAUAGCUUAUAUGGCAAAGGAUUAUUUUUCUCUAGUAACCUACCAUGUGAGAUAGAACUGCUUCAUAAAUGACUUCCUGAGCAAUUUCAUGUUGGCAGGCAGUAUGGCGUGUCUAGUGUCCUUCCAUGAAAAGAGUAUAAUUUAAUGAGAAGCAAAUAGUAGGUAUGGAGAUAAAGUUGGAAAAAAAUUUUUUUCUUUUUCUUAAAAUUGUAGUUAUUGUCUUGAGCGGUUUAAGGCUAACGAAAGCUAAUACUUUAUCUUUGCCAAAUAGUUAUUUAUAAGAUUUAUUUCUUAAAUAAGCCCAACCUCUCAACCGCAAGUUAAGAAUCAUCACUUUCUGUGACUAACACUAAAGCUUUUCCUUAUCAGAGCUCGUUCUCAGUCAGUGAUCAUAAUCCACAGAGGCAAAGACAGUUCUUCGAUUUGGAAGGAAACAGUGUCCGUGAUACAUGCAGAUGCCCUAGCUGUACAAUUUGCUUCUUACAUGAAGAAAUUUAUAUUUCUGUUGACCUUUACCGUUGGGCUUUUAUCAUUGGGCACUAGAAUUUGAGCCUCUGUAGGUCAUGCCCAUCCUGUGAAUUCACUGAUACCUGCCCGCAGCCCUUCCUGUGCCCCUGCAUGGUGGGAGUGGCGGUGACGGGUGGUAGCUUCAUCGGCAGUGCUUGUGUGGGGCACGUUGCCUUUUCUUCACGUUAGUUCAUAAGAUUGCUGUGGAUGGUAUCGCAAGAAGACGAGGAUGUUAACAGCACCAGGCGAACCAGUUCAAGUUACAGCGUUAGAAAUUCCUUUAAAUUUUGUUUAGGUGUCUCGUUUCCAGUUUCUUCAUCCUUUUCUUUUUAGCCUUCUUUUAACAUUCUAUUAAAUUCUGUUUUUAAUCUGGUAUAUAUAGAAUAAUACAGUGGUCUUUUAAAUGGUCAAAAGAACUCUGCAGUUUAAUGAGGCAAUUUAAAGGAUUCCCUGGAAGAAAAUGUAGUCAUACCAGAUCUUUCAUGACAGACACCUACAUCGCUCCAAGGAUUUUU